UGAUCAGCAUGGUCUCUAUGCUAUGUUUGUCUAAAGGUUGUCUUGUUGGUGAGAAGUUAGGUUUCUUAACCAGAAGAUAAGUUUAAACUGUUUCUUUUUACUACAAACAUACAAUUUAAAGGAAAACUGAUGAUCUUCAAAUUAUAUUAAAGUGGCAGAUGGUCUACAGAUAUGAUAUAUGCGACUGGGUUAGUUUCCCUGGGGUGUACGGUGGUAUGCAGGAGCCGCCUACCAUGGCACCUUCUGGCAGGAUGUCACAGGAGAUAUACAGCUACACCGCGAUACAAAGCUGUCAUUUUUGACAUGGGUGGCGUCCUGUUGCCGUCACCUUUCCACAAGGCGACAGAGUGGGAGCAGGAAAAUGGCAUCCCAGGUGGUACAAUCGCCCAGGCUAUCAAAACCGGUGGCGAGAACAAUUCCUGGAGGAAGUUCAUGCGUGGAGAGAUGGAUGCACAGCUCUUUGUGGAAGCCUUCAGCAAGGAGUGUGCAGACUUGGCUGGCCGCCCUGUCUCUGCUGCCUCCUUCGUUUCUGCCCUGACCAGUGGGCCCAUGGCUCAGACACACCCCGCCAUGAUGGAGGCCAUUCAGUGCAUCCGUGCCGAGGGCCUCAGGACUGCCGUCCUCAGCAACAACUUCUUCCUGUCAGACGGAAACUCGUACCUGCCGCUUGACCGCUCCCUGUUUGACGUGAUCGUGGAGUCAUGUCUGGAGGCUGUGUGCAAGCCGGAUCCCAGGAUCUACCACCUGUGCCUCGAGAGACUUGGAGUCUUGCCACAGGAAGCGGUGUUUCUGGAUGACAUUGGAUCCAAUGCCAAGGCUGCCGCCCAGCUGGGUCUGCAUGCAAUCAAGGUCAUGGGGCCUGACUCGGCAAUAAAGGAGCUCAGUGCAGUGCUAGGCUUCCCACUGGCAGGCUUUGUGAGGGGGACCCGCAGUGUGAGGAAGACCAUGCAGUUGCCUAUGGACCAGCUAACUCAUUACCUCCAAGAAGUCCUCCACUUGCCUAGCACAGAGCCGGUGACCCUGCGCCAGUUCUGCCACGGGCAGUCCAACCCCACCUACCUGGUGACCUGUGGGGGGCAACGUGUGGUUCUCAGGAAGAAGCCGCCGGGGAAGCUGCUGCCCUCAGCUCAUGCCGUGGAGAGGGAAUUCAGGGUCCUAAAGGCCCUUGGGCACGCUGGCGUGCCUGUCCCUGAGGUCAUCGCCCUCUGUGAGGACGCAAGUGUCCUUGGCACCCCCUUCUACCUGAUGCAGUACUGCCCAGGAAGGGUGUUCCAGGACCCCUCCCUGCCAGGCCUGAGCCCGCAGGAGCGGGGGGAGGUGUACCAGGCUAUGACACGCGUCCUCUGUCAGAUCCACAGCGUGGACAUUGAGGCUGCGGGGCUGUCCGACUUCGGCAAGCCAGGUGAGUACGUUGCACGGCAGGUGCACCGGUGGACGAAGCAGUACAGGGCCAGCGAGACGCGGCGUAUCCCCGCCAUGGAGCGGCUGAUGGAGUGGUUCCCACAACACCUGCCGAGGCUGCAGAGGAAUGCGGUGGUGCACGGGGAUUUCAGACUAGAUAACCUGGUGUUUGACGCUGAGAAGCCGGAGGUGGUAUCAGUCCUGGACUGGGAGCUGUCCACACUGGGGGACCCCCUCGCUGACCUGGCCUCCAGCUGCAUGGCCCACUACCUCCCCCCAGACUUCCCUGUCCUCAGAGGGAUUAGCCAGUGUGACCUGGCUGAAAUGGGCAUCCCCCCAGCAGAGGAAAUCUUCAGCCAGUACGCCAGGGCCAUGGGACUGGGCAGCAUAGAUGACUGGCAGCUGUACAUGGCCUUCUCCUUCUUCAGGGUGGCAGCCAUCCUGCAGGGUGUCUACCAGCGCUCCCUGAAAGGACAGGCGAGCUCUGCCAGUGCUGGAAGUGUGGGUCAGCUGGCUGAGCAGAUGGCAGAUCUGGCCUGGGACUUUGCCACUAAGGAGGGCUUCCACAUCUUCAACGCUCUGCCCCGGGGGCCCCAACCAGGGGAUGGCCCCUCCUCUCAGAGGCGGAGUUUCUGUACCAGGGUGGGAUCUCCACAGGCCACGCCCCCUCAUAUGAGCUCCGCCCCUAGGGAUCCCUCUCGGCCCCAGCAUUGCUCAGGAGCCGCUGGUCUUUUAGUGGUCUCACCUGAGGGUCUGCCUCCGCGGGUCCAGGAGCUGCACCGUCACCUGUGGCAGUUUGUGAACGAACGAAUCCUCCCCAUGGAGCAGCACCUGAGAGACCACCAGCUGUCCCCUGAUGGGUGGAGCCCCCACCCCCUCAUUGAGGAGCUGAAGGGACUGGCCAAGGCUCAGGGCCUCUGGAACCUUUUUAUCCCUGUCGAGAUGGACCCCGAGGGUCACUAUGGGGCAGGACUGACAAACAUGGAGUAUGCCUACCUGGCCGAGAUCAUGGGGCACUCGGUAUAUGCUCCUGAGGUGUUUAACUGCUCUGCCCCAGACACCGGCAACAUGGAGGUGCUGAUUCGCUACGGGACCCAGCAGCAACAGGAGCAGUGGCUGCACCCCCUGCUGGACGGCACCAUCCGCUCCUGCUUCGCCAUGACAGAGCCCAAUGUGGCUUCUUCUGAUGCAACCAAUAUCCAAGCCUCCAUCACAGAGGACAAGGACUCCUACAUUCUCAAUGGACGCAAGUGGUGGACUUCAGGUGCCCUGGACCCUCGCUGCAAGCUGUGCAUCUUCAUGGGAAAGACGGACCCCUCGGCUGCCCGUCACCGACAGCAGUCCAUGGUUCUUGUUCCCAUGGACACCCCUGGGGUGACGGUGCUCCGACCCCUGUCUGUAUAUGGGAUGCAGGACCCCCCUGGGGGCCACGCCGAGCUCCAGUUUGACAAUGUUCGUGUGCCACGGAGCAACAUACUCUUGGGUCCUGGCCGGGGAUUUGAGAUUGCCCAGGGUCGUUUGGGGCCAGGUCGUAUUCACCACUGCAUGCGACUGGUGGGACAUGCCGAGAGGGCCCUGGCACUCAUGAAGGAGCGGGUGAGAACACGUGUGGCUUUCGGCAGGCCUCUAGUGGAGCAGGGCACUAUCCUGGCCAGUAUAGCCCAGUCCCGCUUGGAGAUUGAACAAGCCAGGCUCCUGGUGCUCAAGGCUGCUCUCCUCAUGGACACAGUGGGGAACAAGGUGAGCAGACCUCCAUCUGUGGGCCAUGACCCCAUAAGCCAGAAGGUGAGCAGGCCUGCAUCUGUGGGCCAUGACCCCAUAAGCCAGAAGGUGAGCAGGCCUGCAUCUGUGGGCCAUGACCCCAUAAGCCAGAAGGUGAGCAGGCCUGCAUCUGUGGGCCAUGACCCCAUAAGGCAGAAGUUUGUCUCAGCUGACACUUUUCCAAGCUUCGGUGUCAGUAAUAAUAUUCAGGUUGCAAAGGACCAUGGGUAG
Molecule: messenger RNA, 3393 nt
Organism: Paramormyrops kingsleyae
Lineage: Eukaryota; Metazoa; Chordata; Actinopteri; Osteoglossiformes; Mormyridae
Source: RefSeq, a predicted model, not a curated record